CCGCUUCCUGAACGGCGGGUGGGUAGAGCAGGCUGGCGCGGCCCGGGGACCGGCGGGACACACUCGCUCCGGGGCCGAGGAGCCAGCAUCGCGGCCGGGCAUGGCCGGCGAGCGGACCCGCAGGUUCACCCGGAGCCUGCUGAGACCCGGGCAGGCCGCCGAGCUCCGGCACAGCGCCGCGUCCGCCGCCGCGGUGGCCGUCAGCAGCCGUCAGCAGCAGCGGCAGGAAAAACCCAGACUCUUGGAGCCUUUGGAUUAUGAAACUGUCAUUGAAGAACUUGAAAAGACCUAUCGGAACGAUCCUCUUCAAGAUCUUCUCUUCUUCCCCAGUGAUGACUUCUCAACAGCCACGGUUCCUUGGGAUAUCCGAACGCUGUAUUCAACAGUACCGGAAGAGGCAGAGCACAAAGCAGAGAGUUUGCUGGUAAAAGAGGCUUGUAAAUUCUACAGUUCCCAGUGGUACGUGGUAAACUACAAAUAUGAACAAUAUUCUGGAGACAUUCGACAGUUAUCCCGAGCCGAACACAAGCCAGAGAAGCUUCCUUCACAUUCCUUUGAGGUUGACCAUGAAGAUGCUGAUAAGGACGAAGAUACCACAUCCCACUCAUCUUCCAAGGGCGGCGGAGGAACCGGAGGCACUGGCGUGUUCAAGUCAGGCUGGCUCUACAAGGGGAAUUUCAACAGCACUGUGAACAACACUGUCACGGUCCGGUCAUUCAAAAAGCGCUACUUCCAGCUGACUCAGCUGCCAGAUAACUCCUACAUUAUGAACUUUUACAAAGAUGAAAAGAUAUCCAAAGAACCCAAAGGCUGCAUCUUUUUGGAUUCCUGCACGGGUGUGAUACAGAAUAACAGGCUGAGGAAAUAUGCCUUUGAAUUGAAAAUGAACGACCUGACCUAUUUUGUGCUGGCAGCUGAAACCGAGUCAGAUAUGGACGAGUGGAUUCACACACUCAACCGCAUCCUGCAGAUCAGUCCUGAGGGGCCACUCCAGGGAAGGAAGAGCGCAGAGCUUGCUGAGCUGGUGCUGGAUCCAUUGGAUAAUUCUGUGACUUGUGAAUGUACACUGGAGGAAACAGAUUCUUCAGAGAACAGCCUACAUCCCGACUUUGCAAAAUACCUCACAGAAACUGAGGACACGGUCAAAACAACGCGAAACAUGGACAGGCUCAAUCUGUUCUCACUGGACCCAGACAUAGACACACUGAAGCUUCAAAAAAGGGACCUUUUUGAACAUGAGUUUGGGAUCAAACCCUUUGAAGAGAAAGCUGCCAAGAGGAUCAUGAUCAUCUGUAGAGCUCUCAACUUAAAUCUUCAGGGAUGUGUUACAGAGAACGAAAAUGACCCUGUAACCAAUAUUGAGCCUUUUUUUGUGAGUGUGGCGCUUUAUGACCUCAGAGAUAGCCGGAAGAUCUCCGCCGACUUCCACGUGGAUCUGAAUCACCCUGCUGUCCGGCAGAUGCUCUCCGCGACGCCACCGGCCUUGGAAAACGGCAACAUGGACACUGGGGGCACACCGAGACAAUCAGAAGAACCUCACAUAAAGGGCAUUCCAGAGGAGUGGUUAAAAUUCCCAAAGCAGGCUAUAUUCUCUGUGAGUGAUCCACACUCUGAAAUUGUUUUGGUGGCCAAAGUCGAAAAAGUCUUAAUGGGAAACAUUGGGAGUGGUGCAGAACCUUAUAUUAAGAACCCAGAUUCCAACAAGUUUGCACAAAAAAUACUCAAAUCCAAUAGGCAGUUCUGCAGCAAAUUGGGGAAAUAUCGGAUGCCAUUUGCUUGGGCCGUGAGAUCUGUAUUUAAGGACAACCAGGGAAACGUGGACAGAGACUCAAGAUUUUCUCCAUUGUAUAGACAAGAAAGUAGCAAGAUUUCAGCUGAGGACCUGCUUAAACUGGUAUCAGACUACAGACGAGCUGACCGGACAGGCAAAAUGCAGACCAUCCCUGGAAGCCUGGACAUUGUUGUGGACAACAUUCCCUUGGAGCAGCCAAACUGUGUAACAUCGUCCUUUAUCCCUGUCAAGCCUUUCAACGUGAUGGCUCAGUCAGAACCUACAGUGGAGGUGGAAGAAUUGAUUUAUGACUCAACAAAGCAUUGCCGACCAUACAGAGUGUACAAAAAUCAAAUUUAUGUCUACCCCAAACAUCUCAAGUACGAUAGCCAGAAAUGCUUCAACAAGGCACGAAAUAUAACUGUGUGCAUUGAAUUCAAAAAUUCUGAUGAAGAUGGUUCCAAGGCCGUGAAGUGUAUUUAUGGAAAACCUGGAGGGCCGCUCUUCACUUCAGCUGCCUACACAGCUGUUCUGCACCAUUCUCAAAAUCCAGAUUUCUCUGAUGAGGUGAAAAUUGAGCUACCAACACAACUUCAUGAAAAACACCAUCUUUUAUUUUCUUUUUAUCACAUCACAUGUGACAUCAAUGCCAAAGCUAACGCCAAAAAGAAAGAGGCUCUGGAGACUUCAGUGGGAUAUGCUUGGCUUCCUCUGGUGAAACAUGAUCAAAUAGCUUCUCAGGAGUAUAAUAUCCCAAUAACAACCACCCUGCCUCCAAAUUAUUUAAGCAUUCAAGAUUCUGCAAGUGGAAAGCAUGGAGGAAGCGACAUUAAAUGGGUCGAUGGUGGCAAACCACUUUUCAAAGUGUCAACAUUUGUUGUAUCAACAGUGAACACUCAGGACCCACAUGUGAAUGCAUUUUUCCAUCAGUGCCAAAAGAGAGAAAAAGACAUGUCUCAGUCACCUACCUCGAGUUUUGUCCGUGCUUGUAAGAACUUACUAAAUGUGGACAAGAUCCACUCGAUCAUCAGCUUCCUGCCUAUCAUCCUGAAUCAGCUCUUCAAAAUUCUAGUGCAGAAUGAGGAAGAAGAAAUCACUGCGACCGUCACCAGGGUUCUGGCUGACAUUGUGGCCAAGUGUCAUGAGGAGCAGCUAGACCAUUCCGUCCAGUCAUACAUUAAGUUUGUAUUCAAGACCAGGUCCUACAAAGAGAGAACGAUACAUGAGGAACUGGCUAAAAAUUUGAGUGAUCUUUUGAAGUCAAAUGAUUCAACGAUAGUCAAGCAUGUCCUAAAGCAUUCUUGGUUCUUCUUUGCAAUUAUUCUAAAAUCAAUGGCACAGCACUUGAUUGAUACAAAUAAAAUUCAGCUUCCCAGAGCUCAAAGAUUCCCUGAGUCUUACCAAAGUGAACUCGACAAUCUGGUGAUGGGCCUGUGCGACCAUGUGAUUUGGAAAUACAAGGAUGCCCUGGAGGAAACAAAAAGAGCGAACCACAGUGUCGCCAGAUUCCUUAAGCGCUGCUUUACAUUUAUGGACCGGGGAUUCGUGUUUAAGAUGGUGAACAAUUACAUCAGCAUGUUCUCCUCUGGUGAGUUCAAGACUUUAUGCCAGUAUAAAUUUGAUUUUCUUCAAGAAGUUUGUCAACAUGAGCACUUCAUUCCCCUGUGCCUCCCCAUAAGAUCAGCAAACAUCCCAGAUCCUCUGACACCUUCAGAAUCAAUUCAAGAGUUACAUGCCUCAGAUAUGCCUGAAUACUCGGUCACAAAUGAAUUUUGCCGCAAACACUUCUUAAUCGGAAUUCUGCUCCGGGAAGUCGGAUUUGCCCUGCAGGAGGAUCAAGAUAUCAGACACUUAGCUUUGGCUGUCCUAAAAAAUCUAAUGGCUAAACAUUCUUUCGAUGAUCGAUACAGAGAACCCAGGAAGCAGGCACAGAUAGCGAGUCUGUACAUGCCUCUGUAUGGCAUGCUGCUGGACAAUAUGCCAAGAAUCUACCUGAAGGACCUGUAUCCUUUCACUGUGAAUACGUCCAAUCAGGGAUCUAGAGAUGACUUAAGCACUAAUGGAGGAUUCCAAACCCAGACGUCCAUGAAACAUGCAACUUCUGUGGAUACAUCAUUUUCCAAAGAUGUUUUAAAUUCCAUAGCAGCAUUUUCAUCAAUAGCUAUUUCUACAGUGAACCAUGCAGAUUCCAGAGCAUCCUUAGCAAGCCUCGACUCCAACCCAAGCACCACAGAGAAGAGCAGUGAGAAGACAGACACCUGUGAAAAGAUCCCAAGGCCCUUAUCUUUGAUUGGGUCAACUCUUCGAUUUGACAAAUUAGAUCAAGCAGAAACCAGGAGUCUUCUUAUGUGCUUUCUUCAUAUUAUGAAGACCAUUUCAGUUGAGACUCUGAUUGCCUACUGGCAGAGAGCUCCCAGUCCUGAGGUGUCAGACUUCUUCAGCAUCUUGGAUGUUUGUCUUCAAAAUUUUAGAUACCUGGGAAAACGCAAUAUAAUAAGAAAAAUCGCUGCAGCGUUUAAGUUUGUGCAGUCUACCCAGAACAACGGAACUCUGAAAGGAUCCAAUCCUUCCUGCCAGAACUCAGGUCUCUUGUCACAAUGGAUGCAUACCACUUCUGGUCACGAAGGACAUAAGCAGCACCGAUCUCAAACUUUGCCUAUAAUUCGGGGCAAAAAUGCACUUUCCAACCCCAAACUUUUACAGAUGCUGGACAACACCAUGAACAGCAACUCCAAUGAAAUAGACAUUGUCCACCAUGUAGACACUGAGGCCAAUAUAGCCACAGAGGUUUGCCUCACUAUUCUAGACCUGCUGUCUCUCUUCACUCAAGUCCACCAGAGACAACUCCAACAAUCUGACUGUCAAAACUCACUCAUGAAAAGGGUCUUUGAUACUUAUAUGCUGUUUUUCCAAGUCAACCAGUCAGCCACAGCCCUGAAACAUGUGUUUGCUUCUUUGAGACUGUUUGUGUGCAAGUUUCCUUCAGCAUUUUUUCAAGGGCCUGCUGACCUCUGUGGAUCAUUCUGCUAUGAAGUCCUCAAAUGCUGUAACCACAGGUCACGGUCGACUCAGAUGGAGGCCUCUGCCCUUCUGUACUUCUUCAUGAGGAAGAAUUUUGAAUUUAACAAGCAGAAGUCUAUUGUCCGGUCUCACCUACAACUCAUCAAGGCAGUGAGCCAGUUAAUAGCCGAUGCAGGGAUUGGAGGAUCUCGGUUUCAACAUUCCCUUGCAAUUACCAACAAUUUUGCCAAUGGAGAUAAACAGAUGAAAAACAGCAAUUUCCCAGCAGAGGUGAAAGAUCUGACUAAACGUAUAAGGACUGUUUUGAUGGCCACAGCCCAGAUGAAAGAGCAUGAGAAGGACCCUGAGAUGCUGGUGGACCUCCAAUACAGCCUAGCAAACUCCUACGCAAGUACCCCUGAGCUGCGGAGGACCUGGCUGGAGAGCAUGGCCAAGAUUCAUGCAAGAAAUGGAGAUCUGUCUGAGGCUGCUAUGUGUUACAUCCAUAUAGCUGCACUCAUCGCAGAAUACCUCAAACGCAAGGGUUACUGGAAAAUGGAAAAGAUUUGCCCACCACCCCUGCUUCCAGAAGACACCCAUCCCUGUGGUAACAACCCAUUACUAACAACUCCAGGUGGAGGAAGCAUGUUCUCUAUGGGAUGGCCAGCUUUUCUGAGCAUCACUCCAAACAUUAAAGAAGAAGGAGCAAUGAAAGAGGAUUCUGGAAUGCAAGAUACACCAUACAAUGAGAAUAUCCUGGUGGAACAGCUAUACAUGUGCGUGGAGUUCCUGUGGAAGUCUGAACGAUACGAACUCAUCGCUGAUGUCAAUAAGCCCAUCAUCGCGGUCUUUGAAAAGCAACGAGACUUCAAAAAACUAUCCGAUCUCUACUACGACAUCCACCGAUCCUAUCUGAAAGUGGCAGAGGUGGUGAAUUCCGAGAAGCGCUUGUUUGGUCGCUACUACAGAGUGGCAUUUUACGGGCAGGCUGUGGGAUUCUUUGAGGAGGAGGAAGGUAAAGAGUAUAUCUACAAAGAGCCUAAGCUGACAGGUCUCUCAGAGAUUUCCCAAAGACUUCUCAAGCUCUAUGCAGACAAAUUCGGACCAGACAACGUGAAGAUAAUUCAGGACUCCAAUAAGGUAAACCCCAAGGAUCUGGACCCCAAGUAUGCCUAUAUUCAGGUGACCUAUGUCACGCCCUUCUUUGAAGAAAAGGAGAUAGAGGACCGGAAGACAGAUUUUGAGAUGCAUCACAACAUCAAUCGCUUUGUCUUUGAGACACCCUUCACUCUGUCAGGCAAGAAGCAUGGAGGAGUGGCCGAGCAGUGCAAGCGGAGGACUGUCUUGACCACCAGCCACUUGUUCCCCUAUGUGAAGAAGAGGAUCCAGGUCAUCAGCCAGUCGAGUACAGAACUGAAUCCCAUUGAAGUGGCAAUUGAUGAGAUGUCCAGGAAGGUCUCUGAGCUUAAUCAGCUGUGCACAACAGAUGAGGUGGACAUGAUCAGACUACAGCUCAAACUGCAAGGCAGUGUCAGCGUCAAGGUCAAUGCUGGCCCAAUGGCUUAUGCCCGAGCCUUUCUUGAAGAGACUAAUGCAAAGAAAUACCCUGAUAACCAAGUAAAGCUAUUGAAGGAAAUAUUCAGGCAAUUUGCAGAUGCAUGUGGGCAGGCUCUUGAUGUAAAUGAGCGUCUCAUCAAGGAGGACCAGCUGGAGUACCAGGAAGAACUGAGGUCCCAUUAUAAGGACAUGCUCAGUGAACUGUCCACCAUCAUGAACGAGCAGCUCUGUCGAGGUCCGUGUCUCUACAGCUUCUGCUCCUCUGUGUCUAGCAUUUCCCUCAGCACUGUGAGCAAAAGUGGUAUGUUCUUCUUUCCUCCGUACGCCUGUCCUGCCCUGCAGCCUUCUGUCCACCCACCUCUUCCUCCCUGGUCCUUUGCCCCCGUCAGCUUCUGUGGCUCAGCGUCUCUAAGUCUCCAUUGCCUCUCUAAGAUGUGUCACGCUAACAGCUCAGCUGUGAAAAAUAAAACCCGUGCUCCUUUGCCUCUAAACAUAUUUGAGCUCCUUCGUUUUUUAAAUAUACAGAACUGAAAGGUUUUUGUGAUACUUCAAAAUACAAAACAAAAAUACAAAGACCAGGUGGUCCAGAGGAGAGAAAAAAAUAUUUUUUUAACAAAAGAAGUAAAAUUGGGCUCUCUGCUUCCUGGAAACUGAUCAAAGAGAAAAACCUGAUGGGUUUCACUGGUCUCGUUAUUCAGUAAAAGAAAUAUAUCUGUUGGAAAGAAAUGUGACUUCUCUGCUGGUCCUGGGCUUAUAAUGGGGCCUGGUCAAUAACUUCCUUCAUCUCAAUGUAAAUGCGCAUGCUCCAGAAACAGGUAAUUAAGUGGUGAGAGAACUUACCAGCUGGGCUUUGAAAAUCAGAAACAGUUAGAAUCAAAUGACAUAUAAAUAGAAACACAAAAUUAAUUAUGCUAUACACACCCCCAUAGGGCCAAGAAAAGUAUUAGCUUACAGAAUACUAAAAUAAAAUAAAUGCCAUUAGGGGAAAACCCUCAAUAUCAGAGGAAAUAGGGCCAUGCAUAUAACACAUGCCUGUGGUCUCAACACAGGACAGGAGGACAGGAGGACACAAGGACAGGAGGACAGGAGUAGUUGGAGAUCAUCAUCAGCUACAUAGCAAGCUUGAGACCAGUCUGGGAUACAUGAGAUCCCUUCUCAAAAAGAAAAUAAGUACCUGUAGAGGCCAGCGAGAUGUCUCUCUUGGUGACAUCUCUUGUCCCCAUGCCUGAUGACCUGAGUUCAGCCACUGGGACCCAUAUGGUAGAAAAAGAGAACUCACCCCCACAAGCUGCCUUCUGGCUUCCACAUACAUACUGUGGCAUGUGUGCACCCAUGCACAUACAUGCACCCACGCACUUUUUUUAAAAAAAGAAAGGUAGGAAACAGAAUCAAGAUAGAGUCAUGCUAGUGUGUAAAAUGGAGACGUGGAAAACAAGUAAUUUGAAUUGGUAGUGACAGGCAACCAUUUCUUUAAUCGGCAGCCAGAAUUUCACACUGUUUCAUAAACAGCCAAAAACCAAAAACCGUAAAGAACUUUCUUUGGCUGGGGCCAGUGGAAUUCACACAAGCAUGCAAAUGAAGAAUAAAUAUAAGAUGCUCUUUUGGAGUGUGUUUCAACUGAGGGAGAAUGGCGGAAGAGUGAAGUCAGCCGUGGUCAUGAGUAUCCAACUUAAAACGCAGAGAUGGGACCAGAGCCAUUCUGUCCUGAUGCCAAGAAAGUGAGAUGUGAGAGCAUCUUGCUGUUAGAGACUGAGAUAUACUUGAAACACAUAAAGAGCCAAAUCAUAUAUGCAGCAUCGCAUAACACUGGCCCGAAGGAGGAUGUAUGGCAAACACAUGACCCUCAGCUGCCGAGUCCUCUGUCUGAAAAAGCCCUUGGAAGAGAGGUGAAGCUAACAUCACACACAUAGACAACAGCACAGCAUGAUGCUGUGUAAGGUUAGUGAGGAAAUCAUAAGUAGGAAUUUAAAAUGCUCGUCAAAUCUCUUUUGUACAAAGAUAAACUGCAGAGAUACACCUGCAGUUUCCGUGGGUCUGCAGUUACUGUUUGCAUAAGGUCAUUUUGAUAGAGCUGCCAAAGUAUCCCUUAGACAUAUUGAUAGUAUUUUCAGAUACAUCAGAUUGAUUUUAUUAUACUCCCAUGAGUCCAAACAUUUAAGUGAGUUUUCCGAUGUUUUCCCCUUUAGGGUAGAUGUUGGCAAUAAAUUAUAAAUUCUUGAACUAGAAUGAGACACUAGAAUCACUCACGUACAUUUGCAGCCAUUUAAACAUUUAUAAAUUUGUAUCUGACAGUCAAAAAGUAUAGUAAAGCUACUUUCAACAUCCCCAUGGCAACCAGCAUAUGGGCUUCGAAGAAAAUAUCCUUCAGAACUACUUUGACUAGGAUAUUUUCCAAACUUACUAACGCCCCAUUGGGAAUGAGUCACUAUUAAGGGUUUUAAUUCUGUGUUUGAGGAUAUGAAAAUUGAUCUCUCGUCAUUUUGUAUGCAUGUGUCGUAUCUGUCUU
Messenger RNA from Peromyscus maniculatus bairdii (prairie deer mouse), 8834 nucleotides. The record is from RefSeq and is a predicted model, not a curated record. NCBI's taxonomy places the organism in Eukaryota, Metazoa, Chordata, Mammalia, Rodentia, Cricetidae.